AUGCAAACCAGAUCCAAGACUAGAAAUCUGGUUGCAUUUUCAGCAUUCAUAUUAACUAUUGAGAACAAAAAUGUGAAGGAGACCUUGAAAGAUGCUGAUUGGGUUAAUUCCAUGCAAGAGGAACUCCAUCAGUUUGAGCGGAGCAAAGUGUGGCACGUGGUUCCUAGACCUACACACAGAACAAUUAUAGGGACCAAGUGGCUGUUCAGAAACAAGCAUAAUGAAAAUGGAGUUAUCACAAGGAACAAGUCAAGACUGGUUGUUCAGGGCUAUAAUCAAGACGAAGGCAUCAACUAUGCUGAAACUUUUUCUCCUAUUGCUAGAAUGGAGGCUAUCAGAAUUCUUUUUUUCUUUUGCGGCCCUCAUGGGAUUCAAGCUCUUCCAAAUAGAUGUCAAAAGUGCCUUCUUAAAUGGAGACCUGAAGGAAGAAGUGUAUGUGAAACAACCACUUGGCUUUAA
Molecule: messenger RNA, 459 nt
Organism: Solanum tuberosum (potato)
Lineage: Eukaryota; Viridiplantae; Streptophyta; Magnoliopsida; Solanales; Solanaceae
Exons: 1
Coding region: 1-459 (152 amino acids)
Source: RefSeq, a predicted model, not a curated record